UCACAUUUACAAUUUGAGUACGACGUUUCACUGGUGAUUACAACCAGCUUAAUUAGGCAAUUUGCUAGAAUUGUGAAGAGGUCUUGCUGUUUCGGUUACACACACAGUUCAGCCACUUUUGUCACUGAAAUAAUCCCUUACAAUAGAAGUGAGUCAACGCGCUAAAAUUAGAAACAGUGUUGUUGCCGGAUCGAAAAUAUGCCUCUCUAGUACCCGAUUAGCGCGGCUUGGAUGCUCAUAAGCGACGGAUCCCAAUCGCUUGUGGGCCGUUUCGGAGUGGGAGACGCGCGGGUCGUGUUCGGGCCAUCGGUUCCUCGGUAUGAGCUGUGGUCGGGAGGGGAGCGCGUCGGAUUACAGAGGGGACAUGUAUAAUGCAUGCCUUCCUUCCCCCCACCUCCUUCCACCGGCGGAUCAAUCAUUAAAUACCAGGCACGCUGGCCAAGCGGGUCUUGCCACGAAACCCAAAACGAGUCCCAGCCAAAGACGAGGAUCAAAACGACCAGCGUAGCCAUCCAGCCUGCUGGGGCGAUUUCUGUCCGCGGGGACGUGUUUGUGUUAGUGUGUGAGGCCGACACGGCGCACGACGAUGUCCUCUUGAUAGCACCACGCUGGGCCGUCUUUGUCUCCACACUGCUGAUAUUUACGCGGCGCAACCAGCCACUCGCUGGACAUGCUUGAGUCGAUCCAGGUGAGGCUCGGGGUAAUUUCUCACGCCACGUGCCACUGAUAAUCGCCUUGGCUGAGGAAUCGAAGUCAAAGUCGCCGGGUACGCAGCAGUGCAGUGCAGGAAACCGCUGCCACACCGCUCCCCACGCUCACACAGGAUCACGACCACACCAUAGCAACAUCAUGAGCGUACUCAGAGACACACUAACGCACACGAGAAGAUACAUACAAAAUAAUUAAAACACACGCUAACACUCACAGACACGCACUGACAUAUCCAGGCACACUCACACGUAAACACAUUGUCCUACACCGCUGCUUUCCCUCCACGUGUUUCUGGCUGGGAAACUCGUCUCGAGACUCCAACUGUCAACCUCAUUGCUGCGACGCUCGCACAACUAACGGUCCUGAGUCACCUUGCGUCGCACAGAGACAUUACUUGCCUCCAUAGUCUGUUAAAGGCUAUACGGGGGAUCUUCAUGCGUACGCAGUGCGCUCUGCCACUCGUCCCAUUCACAUCACGCACACACACGUGGACGACGCCUGCGAUGGGGAGCGAACUCAUGGAGGGCGCCCAGGAGGAGCAAGAUCUGCUGAAUCGGGAGUGGAACCCUGCCCUCCUCUCUCUGAGGAGCCUCUACCGCGGGGACCCCUUCUACUCGCUGUGCCUGGCAGACCUCAUGCGGGCCCCCCAGGCCCUCAACCACGCCAUUGUCAAGGAGCAGCGACAACUGGCGCAGACCCUGCGGAAGCUGGACACACAGCGUCUGAGUCGCCUGCGCCAACUCGCUGAGGAGCGCCGCCAGUUCGAGGCAUGCAUGCGGCAUCGCCUCGCACCGAGGCGCCCACACUCCACGCCACAUGGGCAUGGCCCAGGGUACGGCUCGUGGCACAACCCGGGGCACGGCCCGGGGCACGGGCAGGCGAGCAACAAGCAUGGACAAGACUCGAGAGGGCAUUUGCAUGAGCAGGGCCAGAGGCGCGAGACCCGACCGCAGUGGUCAGAGCCGGAGCAGGCGGUGCUGAAGGUGGAGUGGCAGUGGAAUGGGUAUGGUCGAGGGCACGACCAGGGGCAGACUAAUGGACAGAGGCAGACUAAUGGACAGGGGAAAGACGACACGCAGGGGCAUUGGCAACGGAGCGGGCGUUGCGAAGGGCACGAGCAGAGGCACGACGACGCACGGGGGCAUUUGGAAUGGAAUGGGCAUGGCCAGGGGCAGCGUCCGUGCACAGCGGCCGCUUGCUGCUCAUCCGCGUGGCACCACAGGGGGGCGAGGCCCUGCUCAGCUCCCGUGAUCCCGGUUCCCCAUGCGGUGUGCUGCCCCUGGGCAUUCCCUGGGGGUCCUGGCCUCCCCGAGCCGUCGCCCGCCUCCCGCCCCUUCGUCUCAUCCGUGCCACGCUCCGCGUGUGAGCGGCUGCUGCAGAGAUGCAGGGUGCGAGGGGUUGAACUGUUGGGGGGGCUGCCCCUCUUGCCCUCGAACCCUGGUACCCCCGGCCCGGCCCGGGAAUUCUUAUAGAGUAGGGUAACUAGAUAAAGAAGCAGACAAUACUAAACUAAACAAUUUUGUAAACAUUUAACAGGUAAAACGCACUGAGCUAUAUAGCUCUUUUUCAGAAGCAACUUGGCCACAAAUGAUAGCUCAACGAAGUGGCUUACCAUAACGUGCAAUUGUAUAGCAGCGAAAU
Messenger RNA from Petromyzon marinus (sea lamprey), 2352 nucleotides. RefSeq lists its product as uncharacterized. NCBI's taxonomy places the organism in Eukaryota, Metazoa, Chordata, Hyperoartia, Petromyzontiformes, Petromyzontidae. The record is from RefSeq and is a predicted model, not a curated record.